GUAGCCAACUGGAGAAAGAUGGCAGCGCUCAUGUAGUCACAGUACUCAGUAGUGCAUGGUGUGUGAUAUACGAUAUACUCACACAAAUUGGUGUAAUUUUGUUGUUCAUUUAUAAAAUCCAAAAUUAGCAUUGACUGUAUAGUUAAUCAUGGCAACCGUUAAAGUAAUAGGCCGGCGAACUACAUUCCGAGGGAAAACUCUGUUCGAAAUAUUGUGCAAUCUAAAAAACUUUGGCAAAGGUCGUGUCGUCGUCAGAAGUUUGUUCGAGGACAGAUUUCCUACGGAACCCAGUUACUAUGUUAUAACAAGAGCAGCGCCAGAGAUGGACGAGAACUUUGACUUUGGCGAAGCUUGGGGCAGGAAAGUUUUUCGUGGCAACGAGCUUGGUGAAUGGAAGAUCAUGGCCGGACACAAGGCUGACUGGCGACUCAUCCCACGCGACGAUGAACACAAGUACCUGAACUGGAAGCCUGCACAGCCAUUUGUACAUUCUGUCAUUCCCCGCGAGCAACCAUUUCCCCCUCUCCUGCGCGAGAUCAUUCGGCAAGAGAUGAAGGCAGCUGGUAAGAGCACGGACAAAGAGGCGCUGCUGCCGAUAAGCAUACACGAAACUGUGUGGAACAGAGCAAAACUACGCAGGGAUGCUACCCCUGCUGAGACCAACACCAGCUCACUUCCAACAUCAGACAGUAGCAGUAAUACUGAUACACGAGUGUAGAUAGGAAAAUAUAGCAACUCACAGCCACUUGUGCCAACAUACCGAAGUCAACUCCAUGUAGUUGUGAUGUGUCGCAGGAAAUGCCAAUGAUUUUGACUAAAAUCCGAAGUGAUGAAAAACAAAUGGUUUUUAUGAUUUCAGCUAAAAUCCAUGUGACUCACUCAGAUAACUGUUGGUACCUUGUGACUGACUGAAAUGUACAGCAGUGUCAAAUAUAUAGCUAAAAGAAAUUACCGUUAACACUUAAAUCCAUGUUUAUUGUUUGCUGUUAAUAUAUAGUAUACAGUACUUGGAAGCACUGUUAGUGUUAUCGAUGUUUAUUGUAAUACACAAUCAACAUGAGAAAUUCCUAGUUACAAUAAAUUGUUAAUAUAUGUCA
Messenger RNA from Priapulus caudatus, 1097 nucleotides. RefSeq lists its product as uncharacterized. Lineage: Eukaryota; Metazoa; Priapulida; Priapulimorpha; Priapulimorphida; Priapulidae. The transcript has 2 exons. The coding region runs from base 149 to 718 and encodes 189 amino acids. Gene Ontology annotation, cellular component: mitochondrion; mitochondrial small ribosomal subunit. Gene Ontology annotation, biological process: mitochondrial translation. The record is from RefSeq and is a predicted model, not a curated record. Gene Ontology annotation, molecular function: structural constituent of ribosome.